Suillus clintonianus is the source of this 333-nucleotide messenger RNA. RefSeq lists its product as uncharacterized. The coding region runs from base 1 to 333 and encodes 110 amino acids. Gene Ontology annotation, molecular function: structural constituent of cell wall. The record is from RefSeq and is a predicted model, not a curated record. The transcript has 3 exons. Lineage: Eukaryota; Fungi; Basidiomycota; Agaricomycetes; Boletales; Suillaceae. Gene Ontology annotation, cellular component: fungal-type cell wall.
AUGUUGAAACAUAUCAUCACUCUCUUAUCCUUCACAAUCCUUGUCGUAGCCGGCUCCUCACAGUGUGAUACAGGAACGAUUAUGUGCUGUGACAAUGACCCGUCCUCAGACGCAGCAGAAUACUUCGCGCAGGGGGGAAUCGUUAAGCGUCGGGCAAAGAACGAGUGCUCCGCGUUUAACGUUAUAGGCACCUCCCAAGCUUGCGAUGCGAACCAGGAGCCCAUGUGCUGCGAAGAAAACAAAACCAUCCUCAGUGGCAAGUGCUCACCAAGCAACGCCCCACUUGUCUAUACUGUGAAGAGUCAAGAAGCUAGACAAAACGAGGCACCAUGA